UGACUGUCCUCAACCUAAUCUACUCGUUGUAGUUCUGUGUGUUGUAUUCGUGCCGCGUUGUACCACAAGGCUGUAUCGUUAAGUAGAGGUAUAAAGAACGUCACAAGCGCUCUUAGCUGUUGUAAGGUAGGUAUAUUUGCACAAGUUUGACUGGUUCAUAGUUGUAAACGUCGUCAUACACCAUAAUAGUUUUGGCAUGGAAGACUGAGAAGGAAUCGAGCUGGCUCAAAGGAAGCUUUUUAUUCAUUGUUUAAUAAUCUAGAGGCUGUUAAAAUAAUUUUUUUCGAGUUCUGCGCAAGCUUGAAUCGCAAAAGCUUUCCUAGAAUCUAAUGCUCGCUUGCAUAUAUAGACGUAGACGCAAUAUCGCUUACAGUUGUGGGCUUUUUUUCAAACCUUAAAUGUUUCACACAAAGCUGUAUGGAGACUGAAAAGAAAUUGCUCUCGUUUGAGAAAGCUCGUAACUCGAUGUACAAAAACUUAGAAGUUGUUGAAAUCGUUUUUUGAGGACCGUGUCAGUUCGAGUCGCACUCUUGGGAUCUGGCCCCAGUUGUUCAAAGGAUGGAUAACUACUUAUCCGCUGGAUAAAUCGCUAUCCAGUGGAUAAAUGUUAACCAUGGCGUCAUAUCGGUUGUUCAAUGUAUGGAUAGCGCUAUCCACUCGCUAUCCAGUAGAUAAACUUAUCUAUGGUUAGGUAGGUAAUAUAAAUUCGUAUCCAUCGGAUAGUAAAAACAUUAAAUGGCCGAUGCGCGAGGUUGACGGUCAUUUCGUUCCAUGGUCAGGGCGUAAACCAGAACAGGUUUCUCUUUCAAGUGAUAAUGUUGCAUUUACAAUCACUUCACAUCGAGCGCUAACAAACACGCAGGUACGUAGUACUUUAUUGAAUAUCCUCUGUUCUAUAUUGUAGUCAAAAAUCGACAGACAUAAGCUCUCGGUAUUGCGUGCAUAGUUUAUUCACACGUUGAUAAGCAAUGCACACUGGAAUUAACAUACGACGCCGCCACUGUUACGGAAAUAAUACUUAAAAUACUUUCGUUCAUAUCAUGUUCUGCUCGCUACUCUGUACUCAGAGACCACAUUUAUAAAAUGUAUAUUAUUUAUGUGGAGCGACCUGAGUUUUGUUUUUUUGCAACGAACCGACUAUUUUGUGAAACGAUCUGACUAAGGACUCUGACCCUGGAACGGAAUGACUGGAUACCUCGCUCGACAGCUACAUCUUCUUUGGUGUAACUUGCCCGAAAACCAACGUCGUAUAAAGCGAAGAACUUUCGCUGCCAGCUGGAUCGCUUAGAGUCUGAGACCUAGAUUUCGUUUUGGACGAGAAGCAAUACAAUACAUCGUUAACCUUGCUGCGUACGAAAUAACAUCACAAACAGAUAGGAACAAUGCCGUCUCAGCCGUAAUGCAAGUCCUUGUCGGGUUCGUUUCUGCUGGAGAUCGAAGAUACUUUUCUAGGAUUUGACGAGUUGACUUUCAGCCGAGUAGUUUGUCGAGUGACACAUGCAAUGACUGCAAAGUUAGGCGAUUGCGUAAGAUUUCCGUCCACUCGUGCGGAACGAUACGACAUUAAAGAAGGUUUGUUUCAAGUUGGUAGUUUCCCUUGUGCCAUUGGGUUCAUCGAUGGUACCCACGUUAGAAUAACUGCCCCCACGAAAAUGAGCCAGACUUCGUGAACCGAAAAGGAUUUCACUCCAUCAAAAUGUCCAGGCAUCUGUGACCUUCGAGGUCAAAGAGGAGCAAAUAUGUCUAGCUCUGAUUAUUGAUUAAGCAACGGAGAACAUGUUCGUUUAACCCUAAGCUUUACUGUGCAUACUAUCUCAUGUAUAUAACAGGAGUUAUUUUACCCUGAAUGUGGGCAUGAAAGCCGUAGAAAUUUCGCAUCCAACGUGUAACGCUUUUCUGACACGUUAGGAGCAGUGAGCCUCAGACUGUCUUGAGCAUAACAUGUGAUCAAACAUGUGAUCACGAGAUUCACGCAAAUACAAUUUACCUUGUAAACAUCUGAGUGAUAUUGAUUGAAAAUUAUUUCCGUCUAGUGCCUUGAUCUAAACGCUGCAACAAGAGGUCCUUUUAUAAGAUCACUAAUUAGCGGCCUUUUUUCUGACGAGGUGUAAAUAGGCGUCAGGAAGCAGACCGCCAUCGUCACGAUUUAAAGGAGCGUGGGCGGAGUUAAUGUGCCAAGCCUCCAAACAAAGGCGCUGGUGGUGACUUUGAUUAGUGGUGAUAAUUUUAGAAUUAUCCCACCCAAUUGUAUGGUUAGUUAGGCAAGUAUGCUCCGAUAAAGCUGAAUUUUCCUUUUUGCAAAGAAAAACCUCUUUUUGGUGCUCUUUUAACCGUGUACCAAACUGGCGUUUGGUCUGUCCGAUGUAUUCGUUGUCACAGUCAUUGCAAGGAAUAGAAUAAAUGGCGUCGGUUCGUUGUUCUUCUUCGGUUACAUUCAUUAAAUCUGCAAACCAGUGUAGCAUCAAACUAUGUCUGAUUGUCCUUUAAACCCAUAUCUUAAAUGAACUAAAUUUUCAUUUUAGUUUUUGGCGGUGACAGAAACAAGAAUUAAUGACAAGAAUGUUGACUUUAAUCUAACCAUACCAAAUUACAAUUUUGAAUAUGUUCCUAUGCCUCUUUCUACUGAAGGUGUAGGAAUGUAUUUAGACAACAACAUACAAAACAAAGUCAUUGAAAAAGCCUCUAAUGAAGCUUUUCAGACACUUUGGCUUGAAAUUGAAUUCACUAAGAAAAGCAAUUUUAUUUGUGGUGUUGUCUAUGGACAACAUAAUUCUGCUGACCACUUCUUGGAAUAUUUUGAAGAAGCUGUUGAUUGAUAUAGUGCCACUGGUAGAUAAAUCUACCUCUUAGGUGACAUCAACAUAAAUAUUCUUAAGUCAAAGACAUGUAAUUACGCUCAGAAAUGUUUAAAUAACUCUGCCUCACUUAUUGAUAUUAUUUUCUUAAACAAACUCAAAUAUUAUACUGCUAGUGGGAAUAUUGUUUCAGAUCUCACUAAUCGUUUUUCUUAAUUUUGCAUCCUUAAAUUGACCAUUGAAACCACCAAACCUUGAAAAAUGGCAGCUCAUGACUAUUCAAAAUUCUCUCAGUGAAUGUUUUUGCCGGAAUUGUCAGAACUCACAUGGGAGUCUUUACCACCUGUUGAGGAUCCCUCCAAGUUAUUUUCCACCUUUUAUAACAAGCUGAAUAAGCUGGUAAACAAGCAUGCAUCAUUUUGAACUUUAUCAAAGCAUGAUAGUAAAUAGCUGGAACAACCGUGAAUCACUAAGGGAUUCGAAAAGCAAUAAAAAUAAAAAAUUAGCUUUUUCUCCAGUGAUUGGAGAAUAUUGUAUAGACAGCUGCUGAACGUUUUAAUGCGAGAGGAUACUCAUGUUGACAUCCAUACUUUAAUUGACAAAUUUAGGAAAUUAUAAUCUUUAUAGUUUCAUUUGUUGUUGUUUUUUUUUGUAAUUUUAUUCCAGUUGGAAUAUGUAACACCUAAUUGGCUUAUCUAUCUCAUGUAUAUGCAUGCAUGCCCACUGAGUCAUUUCCUCUGUUCAGUCAAACUUGUUAUUGAAGAACUCAUUUUAAGUUUGUUUCCCUCCCACCUUGAUUAGUUUUGCUAUUUUGUGGGUAGGGAUUGAUAGAUAUGUAUUUUAAUUGCUAAAAUAAAUAAAUAUUAUUGUUGUUGAUUCAUGGAAAUCUUAGAUAAUGACAAAUCUUUUUGUUUUAGGAAAGAAAGAAAGAAAGUUUCACAAGACAUAAUCAAAACCAUUGUAAUUUGAUUAAUAUUUAUUUAUAAACUGUCUUCUGCCUCACUUCAGAGGCGAAUAGUUGUUGUUGACAUUACCAAAGAUGAAUAACACAACUUUUGAGCGAAAACUGUUCAAUCACUUUAUUCACUUAUGGCAAUGUUUACAGCAGAUGCUGUCUCAGAUCAUAACUUUGCAGUUAAAAAGAAGCCCAGUGUAUGAAAGUUACAAACAACUAAAGAUUUGAUUACGCUGGUCUAAUAAAUAACUAAAUGAAUAAAUAAAAAGCUGCACUAAAAUAUAUAGUGAUCUAGAAGGAGUGAAAUGGUCACCCAAUGAGUAGCUCUCAGAUUGAGGAUCCAAAGGACACCAGUGUUUUCUCAAAAAUGUUGUGAGUUUUCAAUAUAUUUAUUUAGCAUAAUUGUUCCGGUGAAAAUGGAGAUGCACACACUCUAAUUGGUUGAGGAUUGCAUCGUAUCCCCCCAUAAUCAUUUCGCAGAAGGUGAUUAUUACAGGGGUGCUAAAUUUCAAAAUGGCCACCUUGCAAUGUUUCAAUGUUGCAGAUGAAGUCAUAAACACUAUAGAAGAAAAUUAAAUUCCGAAGGCAUAAAAAAUGCUCCUAAGUUUCCCAUGAAAUAAUAAUGUGAAGCUUUUGCUGAUUGGAAGAAGUAAGAUUGGCUGAUGAUCUCCAAACCAAUGGACAAAACAAUUGUAACAGAAUGCUGUCAACAAUAAAACAAAUUUACAACAGAAUCGCAUAAUUGAAUAAAAUCUCGCAUUCUGAUUGGUCAAAGAAGCAAAGUAUUAAGCAUGGAAUUGCGAGUUGAAAACAAGGCUAAGUGAUAGUUUUGCAUCUACAGAAAUAUAAAAACUAUCGUCAAAUUGUAACAAAGUUUUCUACAACGUCAUUGUAAAGUGUUUUCAAAACCAUUGUCAUCUUUUGGGCAAAAGCAUUUUUCAAAGUGAGCCAGAGGUUCUUUCCUGUUUUGAAAUGAACUACAAAUUCUUAGAAAGGCAUGAAAAACCUCUUCCGCUCGCAACAAUGAGAAAGCAAGGAAAUCCUGUGAACACGGCCCAGAAAAUGACAAGCAAAAGUUCAACUGAACAAGACGAAGAAGCGAAAACCAAAGAAGCCCCAAGGUCAAAUGUCAUGUAUAUAUAGCGGAAAUUCAAAUGUGUACGACUGACCUGGCUUCCUAUUCACUAACGCAAUGACAGUUCUGACAGUUGACUUUGAAAUGGCUUCCUGGGGCGCGUGCUCAGGAUAAAAACAAACAAUGUUAUUACUGUUUUCUUUUUUUCUUAAUUUUAUUCAAUUAUACAAUUCAAGGAAAAUUAAUUACCUGACUCGUGAAUUCUGCAUUAAAUUGCACAUGAAAACUAAUAACACACUCAUCACUUUGCGUUUCCUGUGAUAUCGGUUUUCGCGUGCAAUUUAACGCAAAUUCCCUCGUCAGGUAAUGAAUUUUCCUAUAGAAUUUGAAAGCACCUGAGCAAUUAUACUAAAACAAUUAUUUGCUGAUGGUGAAGUGAAUAAUGUUGAAUAAUACACUAGACAAAUAUAGAUAUAUACAGUACAGUUCAGAGGUACUUAGCCCAAAUUGCACGCGAAAAGCGUGUUUAAAAAAAAACGCGCACACGCGUGCAGCUUUUGAAAACAUUCUUCAUGUAUUUAUUCAUUCUUCAUGUAUUUAUUUAAAGAAAUAUAAGGUUUACAAAACUUCAUGUCCUGCAAAUAGCUACAAUGCUAAUCUAGGCAGGACAAGACUUUAACUAAAGGCGUUAUUAAAUUACACAAAAGAAAAAAGAAAAGAAGAAAUACAAAAACGUACAGAAAGAAACACCUUACAUAUAAAUUCAAGUACAAGGGAUUUUGUUAUUUGAAAAAGACUAAAAUUACAACUAGAGGAAUAUACAAUAUAUCAGGUUAACUUCACAAAAUAUUCUAUUAAAAAAUUAACACUCAAAUAAUUAUCUUCAUUACCUAGAACAUUAAGGAGUAGUGAUUUAAUUUUUUUACGACAAUUAGAAACGUUGAGAGUCUUAACAGAAAGUGGAAUAGAAUUCCAAAUAGACACACCGAUUCUAGUAUAAGAUUUUUUCAUUUUUUCAGUUCUAGAGAAUUUGACAGAGAAGCAUUCUUUUGCAGAUAAUCGCGUAUUAUAAUGAUGUUCUGUAUUGAUUUUCGCAAACUUAUCGAGAAGACUUUAGGAGCUGUCUUAGCAUGAACGUCAUACAUUAAAUAGCUUAACUGUUGAAAGAACAAAGACUGCAAAGGAAGGCAGUUUGAUUCAAUAAAAAAAGGGAUUGCAUGGUCUCUGGGUUUAGAAAAAUAAAUCAAACGCAGAGCACGUUUUUGCAGAACAAGUAUCUUAUUGAGGUAGGUCUGUGGACAGUUGCCCCAUGCACAGAUACCAUAAUUUAAAUAAGGAGAAAUAAGUGCAUGAUAUAAAUUCAAAAGAAGACGCCGUGGAAUAUAAUGCCUUAUUUUAGCAAUUAUUCCAACCGAUCUACUAAUUUUAUGACAGAUAAAGUCAAUAUGAUGCUUCCAUGAUAGUUCAGAAUCAAUCAGUAUACCCAAAUAUUUAACAAAGUCCUUCAUCUCUAGAGUUACUCUAGUAUUUAAAGUUGGAUUAAAAAUCUUAAUUUGAGGAAUGAAAGGCAUUCUUUUUUGGUGGGGACGAAAAAUGACAUAAUUAGACUUUUUGACGUUGAGCGUCAGUUUGUUAGCAUUAAGCCAUUCGCUUACUUUCUCAAGUUCAUUAUUGACAGUUAGUUCAAGAGUACGUAAGUUGUCGUUUGCAUAAGUUAGACUUGUAUCGUCUGCGAAAAGAUAAAAAGUAAAUUCUUUGGAAGAUUUAUGGAUGUCAUUAAUAUAUAACAAAAAUAACAAGGGUCCAAGUACAGAGCCUUGAGGUACUCCACAUACGAUCGUUUCAGUUUCAGAUAUGCAUUUGUCUAUUUCAAUAGACUGUCGGCGAUCUGAAAGACAUGAUCUAAACCAAGAAUUUAUAACUCCUCUUAUUCCAUAGUGUUCAAGUUUUGUCAAAAGAAUCUCAUGGUUAACAGUAUCAAAUGCUUUCUUAAGAUCUAUAAAAAUUCCACAUGAGUACUUUCUAUUGUCCAUAUUAGAAUGUAUGGUGUUCACAAUAUCAAGAAUCGCGUGCUGGGUACUAUGUUUAUUGCGAAAGCCAUAUUGUAAAUCAUAAAGAAUAUCAUUCUUGUCUAUAAACUUUAUCAGUCUACGAUAUAAAAUUUUCUCAAAUAAACGAUUAUAAAUUGAUAACAAAGAAAUUGGCCGAUAGUUUUCAGGUAACGUCUCGUCUUCACCCUUAUAAACUGGAAUUACUUUUGCAUAUUUAAGUUUUGCAGGGUAAACCCCAGUUAGUACAGAGUGGUUAAAAAUUUUGGUUAAUGGUAUGGAUAUGACUGAUUUGGCAAGUUUUAACAGUUUAACAGGGGUAGAAUAAAGCCCCAGGGCUUUAUUGUAUGGCAACAAGCUAAUUUCUGUUUCAAUUUCUUGCGGUAUAAUUGGAUCAAAAUAAAAACUGUUCUGCAAAGGCGGAUCAAGAUAAUCAGAAAAAGUAGUGUUAACUUCAGGAAUAUUGGUUGAAAGUUGAUGCCCUAUUGACGAGAAGUAUUUGUUGAGUGUGUUACCAAUCGUUUUAGGAUCAUCUGAUAAAACGCUAUGCUCGUUAGAACGAAUGAAGUUAAUUCUUUUUGAUUUUUUCCUUUUCUUCGCAUCUCCUAAUAUUUCGUUAAUACCUUUCCAUGUCGAUCGCGUAUUUUUUAUGUUAGAGUCAAAAAACCUUUGAUAGUGACGUUGUUUACUCAAUCGAAUAAGGGUUGUUAACUUAUUUCUAUAUAUUUUAUAUUUCGGCCAGUUUGAUUCAAAGAACAAUUUAUUCUUCACCUUUAUGGAUUUCCUUAGUCCAGCAGUUAGCCAAGGUUUAGUUAGCAUCUUUAGUUUUCUCACUGAAGCAUCCCUGAGCGGUGCAUGUUUAUUAACUACAUGAUUUAUAGUUUUAUAAAGGUGAGAGAACGACUUGUUUACGUCGCAAUUAUCAGAAACCUCUUCCCAAUUAAUUGCACUUAGGUCAUUCAUGAAUUCAUUAGCAUGAAAGCUGGAAUAAUCCCUAAAUUUAGUCUUUUUUGUAUGUGGUAAUUUUUGCUUGUUUACGUUGACAAUACAGACUUGCGAAAAAUGAUCGGUUGUGUCGGUGACGAUAUUGCCACUAGAAAUAUUAUUCGUCAGGUUAUUUGUGAAGAUAUUGUCAAUUAAAGUCGCUGAGGACCCAUACACUCGCGUUGGUUUAUCAAUUGUAGGAAGCAUAGAAAAACUUUGCAUACACUGAAGCAGUAUCUGGCUGUAUUUACAGUUUUCAUAUUUUAGCAAGUCUAUAUUGAAAUCUCCCAUGAGAUAUAUAUUAUUAUUGUGAUUACUGAAAUACUCGAGGAAAUCCGAAAGAUGGUCAAGAAAUUGAUCUGCAUUAUUAUGUUGUCGGUAAACAAUGCCGCAGAUAUUUUUCUUGUGAUUUGGUAGUGAAAUUUCAAUCCACAAGGCUUGAUAAGAGGAAUUAGUAGAGCGUUCUAAGACUCGAUAUUUAUAGUUUUCAUUAAUAAAAAGACCAACACCACCGGCAGACAACGGGGUUUUAACAAAUUCAAAGCAAUAGCCAGGUAGUUGUGGUAUAAAAUCAAUAGAUUCGCCUACGCACAGUCGCGUUUCUGUAACACCUAAUACCGUGAAAUUAUGUUUUACCUCACUGAGUACGUGACACUGAAAAUGUUCAAUAUUUUUUCUUAAGCUUCUUAUAUUAGUGUGAAGAAUAGAGAAAUCGGAUACGACAUCUCUAUUUCUGGUAUUUUUAAACUUCACGGAGAAGCUAUGAGGCGAAUAGUACUUCGAACGAAUUUUACUCGUUGUCAUUAAGUUAGCAUCAGGAUCAAUCGUUUUGUCUACGGAAUCGUUCUGAAAAGACCAAGAUCAUAUAAGCUAUUAAAUGAAUAGAUCGAUUUCCUGGAGGCUAGAUUAGUUUCCAGUAAAGCGUUAUACUGCGGGUGGGCAUUUUUCAGAUCUUUACAGUUAUAAUUUGGCAAUUCCAUCAACAGAAAUUUGUUUUCUUUAGCGAGAUUUUUCAUCUCUUUGUGCGAAGCCAUUUCCAAUAACUGUAUCACAUCAUUAAGAUUAUGAACGAAUAACAAUUAACACACUUAUCUCCUUAAUCCUGAGUUGGAUUACUGACCAAGCUUUGUUUCAGAUUGUCAAGAUCGGCCAUGCGUUUUAAUUUGAAGACCUGAGAACUACUAGAUUUACGAGCCAGAAUCUCAGAGUUCUUCACCCAGACGUACUGGGAUUGAUGUGUUGAUUUCAAUUUGUUUGUCUCGCUAAGAAGUUGCUGUAAUCUCGGGAUCAGGUGUUCAUGAAUUCGGAUAUUUCUCGUGUAAAAAUCAGCAGAUAAAUCCAGAUCAUCAGGGUUUAAGUUGGAAGUUUCAUUACGAUGAGCUAUGACUUCUUCUUUGGCCAGUCGUCUUAUAAACUUGCACACAAUAGGUCUUGGGUAAUGGCGGUCAGCCCUUCGGCUAUUCACUCUAUGAGCGAUAUCAAUGUCGUUUUUCGUCACUCCCUCGGCUCCGAUAGCAUGGAAAAGCUUUAAACAUAACUGCGUGGUGGUUUCAGAAGACUCGUGUUCAUCCUGUUCAGGAAAGCCAAUAAUUUUGACGUUAAACUGAAAGCUGUACUUCAGUAAGUCAUCAAUGGCGGCGUCCAAACUGUCAACUCUCGUAGAAAUCGCUUCAAGCUUACGGCUUAGAUUGUCAAUUUCUUUCGACAUUUCCUCUCGAAAGUUUUUCGUUAUAUGAUGGUCCUCACAUAAGAAAUCAACACUCUUUUGGACACUGUUUCCAUAUCUUGUUGCAGCGUCUCCAACCUGCUCGAUGUCCGCUUGAAGUCGUUGUUGCUCGAUGAUCGAUUUCAGCUUCUGGAGUUCGCUAUUUACAGCUGAAAUCUCUCCCUUUAGUUUAAGGUUUUCCUUCUGUAGAUUUUUAACUUGACUCAUAUUAGUUUACGACAUAAAGCAUUGGUACUUAUCUACAAUCAUCGGCAGAAAUAUUGGACAAGAUUUCCUUUAUUCUCGUGGCCUUAAUGUUUGAUUCAGGGGUGAUAUUGUCACACACUCACACACUCAAAAUACAUGGGCAAAAGAAGCUCAUUAGUAUGUAUAAUGCAGUUUGUUUUUUUUUUACCCUUUGUUUAACUUUGAGUGGUGUAUUAGAUUUAUAACAAAGGAGGGAUUUCGAUGUUGGUGACAUUACGUGGUUUCAUCCCGAAGCGUUUGGCGUCAGUUCAUUUAUGAAAUGGCUUUAGACAUUGGGAAGAAAAAGGAAAAAGUUUCUGACCUGCAGGGUACCUCUUCAGAAAGCAAACAAGAUCAGAAAAGAUUAAGUUCAAUUAAGUCGUUGUCGCAAAAGUUUAUUAGCAACAAAACUUGAAAACUUACCAAAUUAUGUGAAAUUAUUUGCAGUUUCCCGGAACAGGGGACAUUUCAAAUGCUUUAGAAGGUUUAUUUAGGUUCAAAAAAAAGAAAAUCAGAUUCCAUAUAGUCUUUUGCGGUUCGCGUUAAGUCACCUUAACGUUAAGCUUGCAUCAUUGUCUACAAGUAGGUAAGAUCGCCGCUACUGUUCGAACGAUUUGAUGCGUUCAAUUUACAUGAAUCUUAAGUGUGACAUACUCACGUUCAAGAGAAGACGGCAGAUGGCGACAAAUGGCGUCCUGGCCUGGGUUGUUCAAAGCUAAGUUUAGAUAGCCCAGGGUUAGUCUGAAAGCUUGAGAAGAAAAUGCAGUUCAAAUCUUUUUGCUUGCAAUUUGAUCUCUGGAUGUUCUAACCAGAAUAGUAAAAAUUGUCUCUAAAUGGUUUUUGAACAAAGGAAUAAAGAAACCUGGAGUAAAGUUUACCCCUGAGUUAGUGCUAAUCGGCCUUCGAACAACUGGGCCCUGAACGAGACGCGGACGACGAGUGAUGCUCGAUUGGGCAUGCGUGUUAGCAUCGAAUUUUGUUUUCCCAACUUCCGGUCAGUGACGUUCACGUUCGUCAUUGCUAAAAGUCCCCAAAGUAAAAGUGCGACGAAGCGAAACCAUGUUUCUAUUUUCUGAAAUGUUCAACGAGUCAUUACCAACAAUGUGGAAGAUAAGGGCCUUUCCUCACUAGCGGAAAAAACUAGAAUUGCCCCGAAAAAGUCAAAGGACAAAUUUUGUUAUAACAAAUUUAUGUUUCAUCUGUUGCAUCCGUAUGAACAAUUUCAAAGCCUUCAAAUUCCGUCAGCGCCUGAUCUGUUCAUAACACCGGCCAGCAUAGUUGUGAAAGGAUUCCACCUCCAAUUUCCAGGAUUUAUCCCAAGUCAUUUUAGGAUUUUAGAAUCCCCGAGUUUUGUAGCAAAUGAUAAUUAUAGCCUUUCCAGAAAACUGAGUUUAAUCCAAUUACACGCUUGUCUUAGCUCAUACGACAAAUGAUUGACAAGUUUAUCACGGUUGUGUUCCUUCAGUCAAUUUGCCAAAUUUAAACUGGGGCAAAUUUUGUCGGCGGUGCGUCUGAAGAUUUAUCCGCUUCGGCCAAAAUAUGUCAAAUCGGGACAAGCCAUCUGCACUUGUAAAAUGUUGGUGAUGACAGACAAUUUGUUUAAAUAAACAACUUUGUCGCUAGUGCAGAAAGGUCCUAACUCCACUCACUGUCUACACGGCGCCGUAUUUGAUUCUUAUCAAUCAAUAACGACCGUCUGAUGAAAUUGUCAUGACGAUUAUCAUCACGAAACGAUAAGCGUGAAUAAAAGUACGAUCGAAGCAAAACCGCACUUAUGAAAGAAGUAUUUCCUAAAUGUCGCGCGGAACAUUUGUAUUAAGUGUCAACACGGCAAGCAACUGGUAUUUACGUAAACAGGACAGCGUACGUGAGAAUUUGUAUGGAGUCAUGAUUUUAAAGUGUAAUGUAGAACUGCUUCUUGGAGUUUCAACCUUACUUUUCAUAAGCUUCAAAUCGCUGACUUUUGAAACCGUGCUCACGACUGUUAGACUAAAAUUUCGAGAUUAGGACCGCGAUGUGCGCCGUUUUCCUCAUUCCCCAUUCCCCAUUCCUCAUUCCCCAUUCCUCAUUCCCCAUUCCUCAUUCCCCAUUCCUCAUUCCCCAUUCCUCAUUCCCCAUUCCUCAUUCCCCAUUCCUCAUUCCCCAUUCCUCAUUCUUCAUUCCUCAUUCCCCAUUCCUCAUUCUUCAUUCCUCAUUCCCCGUUCCUCAUUCCCCAUUCCUCAUUCCCCGUUCCUCAUUCCCCGUUCCUCAUUCCCCGUUCCUCAUUCCCCGUUCCUCAUUCCUCAUUCCUCAUUCCUCAUUCCCCGUUCCUCAUUCCUCAUUCCCCAUUCCUCAUUCUUCAUUCCUCAUUCCCCAUUCCUCAUUCUUCAUUCCUCAUUCUUCAUUCCUCAUUCUUCAUUCCUCAUUCUUCAUUCCUCAUUCCCCAUUCUUCAUCCCCCGUUCCCCGUUCCCCGUUCCCCGUUCCCCGUUCCCCGUUCCCCGUUCCCCGUUCCCCGUUCCCCGUUCCCCGUUCCCCGUUCCCCGUUCCCCGUUCCCCGUUCCCCGUUCCCCGUUCCCCGUUCCCCGUUCCCCCUUCCCCGUUCCCCGUUCCCCCCCGUUCCCCGUUCCCCGUUCCCCGUUCCCCGUUCCCCGUUCCCCGUUCCCCGUUCCCCGUUCCCCGUUCCCCGUUCCCCGUUCCCCGUUCCCCGUUCCCCGUUCCCCGUUCCCCGUUCCCCGUUCCCCGUUCCCCGUUCCCCGUUCCCCGUUCCCCGUUCCCCGUUCCCCGUUCCCCGUUCCCCGUUCCCCGUUCCCCGUUCCCCGUUCCCCGUUCCCCGUUCCCCGUUCCCCGUUCCCCGUUCCCCGUUCCCCGUUCCCCGUUCCCCGUUCCCCGUUCUCCAUUCCCCAUUCUCCAUUCUCCAUUCUCCAUUCUCCAUUCCCCAUUCCCCAUUCCUCGUUCUCCAUUCAUCGUUCUCCAUUCCCCAUUCCCCAUUCUCUAUUCCCCAUUCUCUAUUCCCCAUUCUCUAUUCCCCAUUCUCUAUUCCCCAUUCUCUAUUCCUCAUUCUCCAUUCCCCAUUCCCCACUCCCCACUCCCCGUUCUUUCAUUUCCCGUUCCUUGUUCUAAAGAUAGCCUUAUAAUUAAUGCUUCCCAAAUAACGAGUGAUCUUAGAUAAGAUCUUAAAGAUCUUUAAUAAUAAGUCACGCGAAGCCGAGUACGCUCAAACCAUAAAAUGAAUCAUAGGAAACAAUUAUAUUAUUUUAGCAAAAACUGAGGAAUAUUUUAGCGCCGAAUGUAAGUAAACAAGACGCAAGGGUGCUAGUCGACAUAGCCCUUCGUCAAUCGCUCUGACGGAGGGCUAACGCUCAAAACGUUAGCUUUAAAACUUUUUACGGUGGCAAAUUCACGUUAUCAACUCAGUUGAUAAAACUAAAUUACUAGCAACAAAGCAAGCCGACUGCGUUGAAUAACAAAAGCAAAAGCGUGCUUAAGACACGCGCUUUGACGCGCGCUUUUUUUUUUCCUGCGCAAAACGCAAAAAGCGUGAAAAGGUUUUGCGUGGGCGUUGGCCAUGUACCUCUUAGCUGUACUGUAUAUAUAUAUCGAAAGCUAACAUAAGUUUAAUAUAUUUCCAUAGAAUUUAAAAAAAGACAACGUGCAUUGCACAAUCUAGCUGUGACGCUUCACAGGGGUCUAAGGGUUCACAGGUGUCCGGGAGUUCACGGGGUGAAGUGACAGGCUGUAGUUCACAUCCUUGUCCAAAAACUUCUGUAUCCACUGUUGAUGAGCUUGAAAUUUGUGCUGCAUGUAAUUUGUACAAAAUAACAUGAAUAUGACCCUUUACUUAAGAGAAUUCGAUGUAAAACUCCUAUUCGUUUAUACAAGAUCUUUAUUGACAUAAGUAGACUUGCCAGAAUCUACAACCCCUGAAAUGCCGCUGAAAGACGGUUCUAUUUCGAAAAGCUCGAUAAUUUUGGCUGUGGUAGCCUUUGAAGAAUCUGGUUUCUUUUCACCCCCGGUCAUCUUUCUUGCAGUGGUACAUUUGCUGUGUUCUUUCUUUGUUCCAUGCCACUCACUAUUCCUCUCCACUUUUCUUUCACUUCCAUGGCAGAUCUUUCGGAAACUCCGAGCGCAUUGACUUUGUCAGUUAUUACCUCCCAUACUCGACUUUUAAGUUUGUUAGAAAGUGUCGUGGGAAUUUUACUCUUGAUUAUUUUGAUAUUUUCUUCCACCUCUUCGAAAACAACUGUUCAUUCGGCAGGUGUAAACUUUGGUUUUCUGGUGCGCUUUGCAGGGGAAGAAGCAAUAUUUUGUGCCGUGUUGUCUCGCAACUAGCACGAGCAAGCGAAAAGAUCACGUAACGCCUGGGUUAUCACCAUGGCAACUGCCUGGACAGUGAGUUAGCCGUCGGAUAAUUAUACGGCUCGCUAUCCGUGCUUUUCGCAACAGCUUUUUAUCCGCUGGAUAGUAAUCUUAUACACCGGAUAAACUUAUCCAGUGGAUAACUUUAUCCAUCCUUUGAACAACCGGAUGUUUGAUGUUUGCUCUGAUGUUAGUUUGUAGAGGUAGAACAGUUACAUUAAGAUCGGCACACGUGAAAGGUCCCUUCAAAUGAACUACCAUCCAAAUUUUUCAUCUGAUGGUCUAGUCGCAGGGCUCAAAAUAUAAUCCUUGCGACUUGUUCCGUGAAUUCGAAAUGGUUUGAAUUCGUGAGAGAAGUCGCAAGAACUUGUCUCCCCAAAUUAUCCUGGUCCCUGCGUGUGAAAGGUUCGUGGGACAACUCCUAGCUAUCCAAUCACUUCACAAGAGAAAUAUAAUAGUUUGUCUCCCAAUGUGGUCACUUCGGAUGUGGAUUGCGACGUUUGGACUGCAUACUGCCAGCUUCACCAGGCGAGGAAGACUGACAGUAUAUAGGCAGUCGAAAUGUCGCGAUACACAUCCGAGGUGACCACAUCGUGAGAGAAACGAUUUUAUAAUGUAAACUACGGUGUUAAACAAGGAUUUCCAGCCCGGAGAAAAGCCGUAACAACUCAUGUGAAAAAAUAGGAAAUCACAGCGGGGCGUCUACUUGAUAUCAGUUGACCGCCAAAAAUACAGGUUCCACACAUUAGCGGUAUUUUAGAAAACGAUACAAAACGCCACUUUAUGCCUUAAGUGACUACUAACUGUACAGAAUCUCGGUCAAAAAUGCUACUUUUUUUGGAGGAGAAAUAUGGAUUAAAAAUUACUUGAAAGAUUAUUCUUAGUUUUAUACAGGUUCGACUGUUUUUCAAGUUUUGCAAAAAAAACAAUUUGGAUCUAAGACAGUUACUUUUCAGAAAUUUCUCAGCUUGUAGUAUAAUGUUUGUAAUGGGUGGAUCGCGAUAUAAAACAAGUCGGAAUUUUGAGACAUCAAUAUCGCAUUACAUUGGCGGCUAGCUAGUUGGGAGAAAAUAAAUUGUCCCAUUGAGCUUCGUCGCUCUACAACUCUUCCCAAUACUACAAUAUAUUUCACCUCGACCAAUACAAUUUAAUAAUGGCGUCUCAAAAUCGCGAUUUUUAUUAGAUUGCAUCCUUCUUUUCGCGAUGAACUAAUAUUUUCUAUCAUAGGAGUAAAUAUUUUUAUUAUCCGCAGGUUUAAACGUUUAUGACGGGGUGACUCUAAACAGAACCAAAAUGAUCUUUACAGCGACACGUAAAGUUCGCAUUUUUUCGAUUUUUAUCCUUGGUUUGACCACCUUUGUCAUGUACGCCUCAUACCAAGUGAAGUUCGGACAGGAAAUUAGCCAGCCCACUCACAGCAACAGCACAACGGGUAAGUCAACGAGUUGGAAAUGAUUCACAGCAUUAGAUGCUUAUCGGAUCAAUUAUACCGUCAUAAUCUCAAUUAAGACGCAGGUUAAUAUUAGGGAAAAUAAAAGUAACUUAAGUUAUUUCGAACUAGGGAAAUAACAACGCUUCCAAAAGCUUAAGAGGCCUAUUUACUUCGUGUUGUCCCGUUCACCAGAAAUUACCCCUUUGUAAUGUAAUGCUAUCGCAGAUUCAAGAUUACAAACUGAAGAUCGUUUUGAAUUAGUUUUCAAAAUUAACUAGCGUACAAUGAUCACCCUGGAUGAUGAUGGGUAAUUAUCGUAGAGAACACGCCCUUGAUCAGUUUAUCUUGGCUUUUCCGGUGUAUCGGGUUUCAGAUCGCUCUGACUCUCUGUCAGUUUCGAGCUAGUCAACGCUUUCCCGCCCACACUACUGGUUUACUUUAUUGACCUCUAGCGGCGUUUUCGAAGGGUCAGUGCCUCCUUUCAGUUGGAGAAGCAUAACCAAUUCAACAGCAUAAGCAAAUUAAAGCGCAACUACCGGUAUUAUAAGUUUUCAACCGUAUGCAUGACAACAAGAUUUCAUCAUCAUCCAGAUUUCUCUGGCCAUUUGGAAGGUCUGUAAAGACGAACCCAAAUUAGAUCUUUAUGAGUCCUUUUUGAGUUCUGACCUCAAUGUUAAUUGAUUCUAAACCAACGAACUGUUUUGGCAUUUUUAACGCGCUUUGUUUAAAGGUCGGACCUUGCACGAAUUAUGAGGCCAAUUUGUUCUAUCUUGUCGAUUUGCCUUUAAUUCUUCAGCAUAAAACUGGCUAUCUGGAUAGCUGUCAUCGACUUUGGUCUCUUAGAGAAGUAGAAUAUCUAACAAAUUGUUUAGCAGCAUGUUCUUAACCUCGAAGAGCUUGAUUCCGCCGAUGCUGUUUGUUUCCUUGUGGAAAGAAAACCAACUCGAAAAUGCUGCCUAGGAAAAGAUAUCAUCUCUAAAACUUCGCUCAUCGUAAUUGGUCUCAUUUCAUGCGUCUCGAAAUUGGUUUUUUUUUUUGGUUUUUUUUUUUUACUUUUUUCUUCUUUUCUAAGCAAGGUAAUCAUUCUUGAAGUUCUUUUCACUGCAGAGAUCACCAAUCACUACAACAACGUAAAAAGCGUAACAAUUUACUAUUUCCAAAGUUCUACACUGAAUCAAUUUCCCUAGUUUUAAAUUAAAUAGUUCUGGUUAGGUCAGACUUAAUUGCGAAUACUUCAAAAUAAACUUCAACAUUUUGUUUAUCUUAGAUGAGAUCGUCUUUCGAAAGGUUGUUCCAACUCAAGAUACAGUCACAGAAGAACCCACAAAUAAUUCACUGCCAAAGCCUUUCGUUUAUCUCACUCAAACAGAACAAUGCUUUCCUUCAAACUUUGCCUCUUCUUCCGAGAUCGGCGACCCCGAGACAUGUAACUGUGAUGUCAUAGUGCUAAGCUUUCGUACCAAAUGUCAAGUGCAAAAGUCGCCUCACAUCACUUAUCUGUUCUAUCCCAAUAUUGGAUGGGGAACGGGACGAAAUGUGCUGUAUUUUGCUGCCAUAAUGAGAUCUCCAAAAUACCAUUAUUACAUUUUUAUGGAUGAUGAUGUGGUGCUGAAUUUCAAUUCAUUUGCUCCUCCGCAAAUGAAGAGGCUUCCGCCGUUUAGAGUCUUCGAACAAUGGCUCCUAGAUUACGAGCCUGUAGUUGGCGUUUUGGAUUACAAAGGGCAUCAUGGAGCCAUCUGGACCAAUGAGACACGAAAGAAAAUAUGUAAAAAGGCGGACAGUUCCCUUAUGAUACCAAUAAUCUGGUAUGAUGCUAUUUUAAAUGCAUUUCAUUACAAAUCUAUGGAGCAUCUCUUCCCUUACCGUACGGAGCAUGAAAGAAUAACCUGGUGGUCAUCGCAAAUCUACAUGUUUUCUGCUGUGGAACUGAUAUUUCGAGGUCAGGCAUUGAUUUUUGUGCCUGUUACUGCGGGAAAUUCAAAACAUCGCUCAUACCCAAGGUCUUUAAAGGACGAAAACAAAAGGUGGAGAGGUUACAUCGAUACGAUUCGACAGGAAGCUCCUUUAAUUUACAGAAAUCAGAUUUUAUUCGAUGAUUUUAGACAGAGACUGGAGGGUUACAUCAACAACUCGACAACAUAUUGCAAGAAUGUAACACGGCAUCAACACAUUAAACCAUACGCUCAUUUUGAUUUUCAGACAGAGGUGUAGUUGAUGAGGUUAGCAAAGAGAUCGGCCCAAUCAGGAGAUAAAAUGCUAAACAUAUUCAUAUUAUAAGCUGAUUUUUUUGUUUAUAAACUUGCUGAACUGUAAGAAAGUAUCAAUAAAGUGAUGCCCGUGAUGAGAAGUUCGACUGAACUGCUAUCACAUUGGGAAUCAAAUCACUUUUCACUUGUUGGUCGCCUUGACCGUGCUCUGUUGAGUUGUGAAGCAUUAAGCAAGCGUCUAGAACACUCAAAAAGUGGGGAGAAACACUCGACUACGUCUCUCUACACCUCUUUCGUGCUCUAACCGCUCCCUGAGUGCUUUACAACAAAACAGAGCACUGUCAAGGAUUAUCUAUUUGUUAAUUACCAUUUUUUUGAUGAGCACCCUGUCUGUUCAUAUUGUAUUAUGAGACCUUUCGCUUUUCAGAGCUUGUAAAAACUUCCAAAUUUUUUUGUAUUCCUUUAAAGGUUUGAGGAAAAAAGAAGUUUUUCUAUUAGGGUAUUUUAAAAACAGAGCGUUUCUCAAUCAAAAUCUGGAUAUUGUAACUAGGGUAAUCUCUCUGUCAUUGUAUUUUCUUCAAUAAUAACUCAAAGUAAGGUUUGUUUUUAUAGCACUCACCAGUCAAACCUUUUAUUUUGUUUUAGCCUUUCAUUUGCAUUUCUAUUAACUAAACUUUUCUUUUCUUAGGAAAGUUUUGUACAAGAUUUUCUUAAGGAAAAUGUUUAAGCACUUUACCACAUUAAACAGAGUACCUGAAAUACUCUUAUUUCGUGCUGUUAUCACUUUUAAUUGAAAUCAAUCUCUAUUUUACUUUGCUUGAAACCGUUAAUAAAAGAGUUACAGAUACAGCCACCAUUCAAAUUUUCACUUACAAACCAUUUUCGGAGUUAACUGAACAUAGGAGAGUGUUUGUUUUAGUUUUAUAACCAACUGCUUUUGUCGUUCAUGACAUUUUUACUCGGGCUACGCAGGGGGGCCUAGUCUAGGUUUCGGUCUCCUAUCUAUCUAAAUAUUUAUCGACGAUGUCGAGGGUAUGUAAGCUUGCGUUGCUUGACGGUCUGCGGUAUUCCUCUACAAGCAUGAAAGCGAGGCAACCG
Messenger RNA from Pocillopora meandrina, 18881 nucleotides. Lineage: Eukaryota; Metazoa; Cnidaria; Anthozoa; Scleractinia; Pocilloporidae. The record is from the annotation of a GenBank genome assembly.